GUCAAGGUUUGACUUUAGUCGUCCGUCCGUGUCUGCUGCUGUGGGUGUGAGAAAGUGAUAGCGCGCAGAUUCGAGUGGAGAUGAUCGGCUAUUAACUUUCAGUCUCUAUAUAUAGACUUGGCUGUCGCUUUAUUUGCCCCGAUUUGCCACCAGUUUCAACUCUGUGCCAUUUUCUCGUUAUAGUCUUUGUAGUGUUUCUUUUUCCGAAAUUAUUCUGGCAGCAAAUUGGAUGAGCGAAGUAUUAGAACAUUUAAGCCGACUGGCACAAUAGAAGGUUUUGAUGUAAAGACAAAAGGCGCUCAUAAUUAUUAUUAGGUUGUAUUCGUCUGGAUGACGGCCGGCAUCCAGCAAGGUGGACGGAUUAUUAUUCGAAAAAUGAGUUUCGACGACUGUGCGCGGACGCACGAUCCGUGAUGGUCGGUGAUGGUUUCGAUCGGCAACUCAACAAUCUGCAUGACCUAAUCAAACGCUUCGCUGCUUAUUCCUUCAUUCCACCAACAUCAGAAGAUGCACAACCGGAUCAGGAUGGCCAUCCCUACGACUUCAAACAUUUACCCGGACGUUUCAGACGCUGUCCUUGCCGGAUUCGGUCUAGUCGUCGCCAAAGAGCAGCAAUGGCACCAAGAAGAUAUAAUGGCCAACGCUUUGUUACGCAACUCGUCGUUCGACAACACAACUGCAUCAUCAAAUGGCGACCAACAGACAGACAGUGAAUUGGCCCAUUUGCUGAUGCCCGUCUGGGCCUACCAGUCGGCCGCCGCUUAUUUGAUCUGCAUCAGUGUCCUCGGUCUCUUGAUGAACAUCGUCGUCGUCCUCGUCAUCGUCAACGAUCCGCAGAAGAUGACACCGCUGAAUUGGAUGCUGCUCAAUUUGGCCUGCUCAGACGGAAUGAUUGCCGGAUUCGGGACGCCCAUCUCGGCAGCUGCUGCUCUGCAAUAUAAUUGGCCCUUUAGCGAUGAAUUGUGCGUCGCCUACGCCAUGAUCAUGUCCACUACGGGAAUCGGAUCGAUCACGACAUUGACGGCGCUGGCCUUGUGGCGAUGUCAACUGGUCGUGUACUGCCCGGCAAAUCGGAACGGGGCCUUCAGUGGCGGCGGCGGCGGCAGCGCCAAACUGGGCCGGGUUCAGGCCGCCGUUUUGCUGACUCUCAUCUGGUCCUAUGCGUUGGCCGUCACUUGCCCGCCGCUGUUCGGCUGGGGACGCUACGACCGAGAAGCCGCCGACAUCAGUUGCUCGGUCAACUGGGAGUCCAAGAUGGCCAACAACCGGUCUUACAUCCUCUACAUGUUCGCCUUUGGAUUGCUCGUCCCGUUUCUCGUCAUCGUCGUCUCCUAUGUCAGCAUCUUGCGUGUCGUCAAAAAGACGAAAGAAAUGAGGAGAAAAUCGCAGGCCUCUUUGACGGGUUACAACAUGCACAGCAAGGAAAAGAAGAGCCGGCGAGCAGAGUCCGACUCGGAUCAACAACAUCCAUCGUCUACGAAUAAUAAAAUGAAAUCUCGGUCGAAAAAUAAAAUCAAGCGGAGCAUCAGCAACAGCGACGCGGCCGAGAAGCGAGUGACGGUGAUGGUGGCCUGUAUGGUCGGCGCCUUUAUGACCGCCUGGACUCCUUAUUCCAUUCUGGCCCUCUUCGAGACUUUCAUCGGAGUCGCCGACCAUUCCGCCGGACCAGGCAGGAACAUUUCGUUACACGACAACCAGCCAAAUGAGGAAGACAAUUACUUUUAUUACGUCGGGUCUAUUUCGCCGGCAUUCGCCACCAUUCCGUCACUAUUUGCUAAAUCAUCCGCCGUUUUUAAUCCGCUCAUCUACGGACUACUCAACACUCAGUUCCGAUCGGCUUGGGAGAAAUUUACGACUCGCUUCCUACGUCCACGACCACGUCGACACCGUCAUCGCCGCAACAGCAAAGAUUUGGCGGUGAACAUUUCCGGCAUCGCCAAGCCCAAUAGGAAAAAAGAAUGGUGGCAAUUGCUGAGUUGCGCAGGUGGCAAUUCGACGUCUCUGAGGCAAUCGGCCACUGUCCACCUGUCGAUGAAGGAAAUCGUUUCCAACGAGUCGCAAUUGGCUUACGUCAUGGCCAACACGGUGGGGGGCCAGCAGCAGGCCGUUAGCGCCCGUCAAGGAGAUCAAGAAGAUCAAGACGAUCAGCAACGACGACGGCCGAAAAAUCCGGCCAAGACAUCGUGUUCAUCAUCAAUGUCCGAUCCAGAAACAUUCGUCACUCAAGAGCAGACGAUCCAGAUGAAAUCCUUCCGGAAUCGACGUCCGCUCAGCGUCCAGCAGCAGCCGCCCCAGAAGCCGGAAGAGCAGCCAGCACAAGAACAAAAGGCCGCCACCACCAAGUUGGCGGCAGUCGGAAUGAUUUCAGAAUCGACCAGCUGCUCGUGCACCAACGGCGACCACAAUGUCGUCACGACCACCACAUUGGAGGAGGAAGUUUCGGUUUUCUCGGCGGAUGCGUCAGCUGACAACGACAUUGCCCAAAAGUGAAACUCGUCGUCAAAUGAAUCAUCCGCAGAACGCAGCAGACAUCAGUUGCAUCAGCUUGUCCAGCAUCAAAAUCGAAGUGAAAUAAUCGCAAACACUUUCUCCGCUGUCGGUUGGACAUGUGAUGAAUAAAUGAUUAAAAGCUCAUCGCAUCAGUCGCCCCUAUAAUGUAAGGCACUUACCAGUCGGGGCCAGAAUCUUUCGUAUCGUAAAUUUGGUCGAGUACAAUUGAUUCACAGUUUUUAUUUGGGCUGAUUAUGUAUGUCUCUAAUUUGAUGGAAAUUUAUACAUUCCUCUUUUUGAUGUUAUUAAUUUGGUAAAUUUCAGAGGAAAUGGGCUGUAUGAAAAUUUCUUCACGCAAUUAUUAGUGACCAUUUUUCAUGCCCCCUCUCGU
Molecule: messenger RNA, 2881 nt
Organism: Daphnia pulicaria
Lineage: Eukaryota; Metazoa; Arthropoda; Branchiopoda; Diplostraca; Daphniidae
Product: melanopsin-A-like
Exons: 7
Coding region: 508-2490 (660 amino acids)
Biological process (GO): G protein-coupled receptor signaling pathway
Cellular component (GO): photoreceptor outer segment; membrane
Molecular function (GO): G protein-coupled receptor activity
Source: RefSeq, a predicted model, not a curated record